AUUGUACAUAGGACACAGUCACGCCAGAUCUGUUCCUGGUUCAAAUCGGAAGACAAGAUGGAGAUCGAAAAUCUAACCGCCGAUGACUCUUCAGCCACAAUGGCGGAAGUGCUGCCGUUGGCAUCCAUUUCUCAACAACCUUACGUCUCCGAACUCCUUUCCUUCACUCUCGAUCGCCUGCACAAGGAACCGGAGCUUCUCCGCGUCGAUGCCGAGAGAAUUCGUAGGCAGAUGCAGGAGGUUGCUGUCAAUAACUACCGUGCAUUCAUUUCUGCCGCUGAUGCUUUGGUUUCUACUCGCCACGAAGUCUCAUCCAUUGAUAAACACCUCGAAUCAUUGAUUGCAGAGGUCCCAAAGCUAACAUCUGGCUGCUCUGAGUUCAUAGAGUCUGCAGAAAAGAUUUUGGAGCAGAGAAAGAUGAACCAAACACUGCUGGCAAAUCAUAGUACUUUGCUUGACUUACUUGAAAUUCCUCAGCUUAUGGACACGUGCGUGAGGAAUGGGAAUUAUGAUGAAGCUCUAGACUUGGAAGCAUAUGUUAGCAAACUGUCAACAAUGCACCCUAAAUUACCAGUCAUUCAGGCCCUUGCUGCUGAAGUAAGACAAACUACCCAGUCUUUGCUCUCACAACUUCUCCAAAAACUAAGAUCAAAUAUUCAGUUACCAGAAUGUCUUCGCAUUAUUGGAUAUCUACGAAGGAUAGGAGUAUAUAGCGAGUAUGAAAUGCGCCUACAGUUUCUAAGAUGCAGAGAGUCAUGGUUAUGUGGGAUUCUUGAUGACUUAGAUCAGAGAAAUGCUUAUGAACACUUAAAAGGAAUGGAAGUGAGGAGAAUUAUGAUGGAGGACUUCUCUUCAGCUGGGCUAUGCAUCAGAUUGCAUCUCACCUUAAAACUCUCAAAAUCAUGCUCCCUAAGAUAA
This is a messenger RNA of Lactuca virosa, 918 nucleotides long. The record is from the annotation of a GenBank genome assembly. NCBI's taxonomy places the organism in Eukaryota, Viridiplantae, Streptophyta, Magnoliopsida, Asterales, Asteraceae.